Boeremia exigua is the source of this 1459-nucleotide messenger RNA. RefSeq lists its product as uncharacterized. Lineage: Eukaryota; Fungi; Ascomycota; Dothideomycetes; Pleosporales; Didymellaceae. Bases 323 to 1096 code for a protein of 257 amino acids. The transcript has a single exon. The record is from RefSeq and is a predicted model, not a curated record.
AAAUAUCACCUGUUCGUCUCGGGCGAGACGGCUCGGAGUGCUGGCCUAGCCGCCAUGGAGCAUGUCGUGACUUACGCGGCACGCUGCGACCUCGUCCCGAGCAAGCCAACGCUCGGCGCGAGCUAUAGCGGCCGUCGGCGGAGGGUGCGAGGCGGCGAGACGGGCUAUGCAUAUAUCGACGGCUGAGCCGCAGGAAUGCACCUCAACAUUUACUCGUUGAGAGCACUUAGUGUGUAGUCAAUUGCACAGGAAGUACAGCACCGACAGCGGUAUAACACGGUACCCUCCUCCGUCAAUAGCAGACAACAAACAUCCAUUCACAAUGCCGGCAUCCUUCCUGGCCCUCCCCCGCGAGCUCCGCGACCAAAUAUACGACGCUCUCUGGAUCUCAACCCCCAAAAUCACGCUCCUCGACCACCCCUCCAAGGGACGCAUAGUAGCCUGCUACAAAUCCCUCGUGACGCGCGAAACCGCCCUGCCAACCUGGCUCCUCACCAACAAGCAAACCCUCUCCGAAGCCACUGCCCAGAUGGUCCGUCACGGCACCUGGAUCGUGCGGCUGCGCAGCGACUACGACGCGCCGCCCGGCACUGUGCUAUCGCCCACGCUCGCCCGCCGCCUGACCCUCACCCUGACACACGCGCUCGAGGGCCCGCGGCCACGCUGGCCCCACGUCGUGCGCGACGCCACGCUGGGCCCGUCGCGCGAGAACGCCGCGUGUCUGGCGCACGCUCUGGAGCACAUCGCCGGGUCGCGCAACGCGCGCGACGUGCGCCUGGUGCUGGAGCUCGUGCGGGAGGAGCCGGGGGCGCGGCUGGAUCUUGCGCCGCUCGAGGCGGCGAGUUGUCUGCGGCCUGGGUUGCGGAGCCUGGAGGUGGUGGUUAUGCGGGAGCAGGUUUAUCGGGCGUAUAGUGCGGGGUUUGUGGAGGCUGUGGGUGCAGAGGUGAAGAGGGUGGGGAAUAAGGUACUGGGGAGUGAUGAGGAUCCGAGUGUGUGUGGGUUUUUGAAUGAUAGUGGGCUUGUGUAUACAUUCAGUAAGCCUGGGGAUAUGGAGCUGUGUCGGGUCGAUUCGGCAGUUGCUGAAGCGGGAUGCUGACGGGGUGUGAGAAGCCGAACGGAUAUGAACAUAAUGAUGAACAGAGUGAAAUUGGAGACAGAGGAAUCUCCACCAAAUUGAAGCACAUCCAGUCACCGUAGAGCCGUCUAACACGUGAACCGCUUUUGAGGUUGCUAUUUCUUGCGCACUGUCUUUGCUAACAAUGUCCAAGUGAUCGCUUAUUGAAGCCGUUAUGCGCUCAUUGAUGAAGGUGUGAUGGAGAAACAUUGUAGGUGCAGCGACCACUAUCAUGUAGGAAUUGUGUACAAGGAAGUUGUCGACAGACACGAGUACAUUGGCUCUGUCGUUUACUCACUACAAGUACAUUCAUAGAAUGCGAGUGCUAUCCCCUUCUUCCCAUUC